AUGGCAGACUGCUUCAGACGUCCCGACCCGCUGGUGUUUGAUGGCAACAUUGCGGAGAACUGGCGCGUUUUUGAGCAAGAAUACGACAUUUUCGUCGCGGCAGCUCAUUCAGACAAGUCUGCACGGACAAGAGCCUACAUUCUCCUGAAUCUAGCAGGCCCUGAAGCAAUCGAGAGGGAGCGCUCUUUUGUCUAUGCAGCGGAGCAAAAAGAGCCGUUGCUCCUGCACACCAUUCCUGAGCUCCCUUGGUCGACUGUAGCUGCUGACAUCUUUGAAUGGCACGGCCAGCAGUAUCUGGUGCUCGUGGAUUCCUUCUCGGGCUGGUUCGAGAUUGACCUGUUAAACAACAUCACGUUGGCUAAUGUGAUCUGCAAACUAAAAAGGCACUUCUCGGUCCAUGGAGCCCCUCACACUCUGAUCACAGAUAAUGGACGACAGUUCACAAACUCGGCGCUAGACUCGGCGCUAGACUCGGCGCUAGACUCGGCGCUAGACUCGGCGCUAGACUCGGCGCUAGACUCGGCGCUAGACUCGGCGCUAGACUCGGCGCUAGACUCGGCGCUAGACUCGGCGCUAGACUCGGCGCUAGACUCGGCGCUAGACUCGGCGCUAGACUCGGCGCUAGACUCGGCGCUAGACUCGGCGCUAGACUCGGCGCUAGACUCGACGCUAGACUCGACGCUAGACUCGACGCUAGACUCGGCGCUAGACUCGACGCUAGACUCGACGCUAGACUCGACGCUAGACUCGGCCUUAGCACUGCCUUAG
Molecule: messenger RNA, 768 nt
Organism: Knipowitschia caucasica
Lineage: Eukaryota; Metazoa; Chordata; Actinopteri; Gobiiformes; Gobiidae
Source: the annotation of a GenBank genome assembly